Molecule: messenger RNA, 707 nt
Organism: Trichobilharzia szidati
Lineage: Eukaryota; Metazoa; Platyhelminthes; Trematoda; Strigeidida; Schistosomatidae
Source: the annotation of a GenBank genome assembly
GAGAUGACUCAGUCAACGAAAGUUGAUGGUAGUAGUGGUGGUGGUGAUGAUGACAAUGGAUUGUGGCAAAUAGCUUCAGAAGCAGGCGAAAAAUUCAGUGCACUCUAUUAUCGUGCUUUUGAUAAGUCGAAUAGACCUGAUUUACCUGGAUUUUUUAUGCAAAAUGUUAUUGUCCUAUGGAAUGGUAAUCGUGUUGAAGGUCAAGAAGCUGCUGUCGAAUUUUUCUCCAAACUACCAGAUAGUACGUCUACUUUACACUCAUUAUCUUGUCAACCAGUACACAAAAGUUUAACCGGUGAAAAAUUAUUGGUGCUAGUCAAUGUCUUCGGGACAAUUAAAUUUGAAAAACAUCCUACACGAAUGUUCUCGGAAACAUUUUUCUUAACACAAGAAACUAAUCUGUGGCGUGUACAGUCGGUAACAUUUCGAUUCAUUGACUGAAUGAACUUUUUUUAAAAAAAAGAAAUUUUUGUUUUUUAUUCUAUUUUGUAAAUAAUAAUAAUCAGAAGAAAAAACUUACCUCAAUAUUGCUUUAAUGAUAUUAUACAUAUGUAUAUGCAUAUAUCACUUAGGUACGGAUGAUAACCAAUGUAUUUUUGUAUACUACUCACCCAUCAAUUGCUCUCUUCCUCUCUUUAUAUAUAUGUAUGUAUAAUCAGUUUUGUAAUGUGCACCAAUUGAUGAUGUUUGACGCUUGAUAUAAUAAU